AAUGGGGGGUGGGUCACCCUGUUUUAGAGACUAUGGGGAUAAGGUUGAAAUAUAUAGAACUCUCCUUUCUCUAUGUACCCCUGUGGAGAGCUUCUAUGUACAUGUGAGUGCAUGUAGCCAAGUAUGUAGAAGUAAUAUCAUUGCAUUCGACUGAGAAAAGCAGAAGUAGUUUCGCGGACGUCAAGACGAUAACGUCGCGGCGGUUAUUUCUUUCUUCAGUCGCACAAAACUGGAUGGAGAGUAUUUAUUUCGGAUAAUUACCAAAUGAAUUUUUCACAAACCACCCAUCUAAUCCAGAAAAAAAUAUGAGGAUUACUUGAGUGGAAGGGUAGAUGAGAAAAAAGAAGAAAUCUAAAAGAAAAGCAUCAACAAAGUCUCGAGUUUGUGAAGUUUUGUGAGUGAGAGCAGAAGAGAAAAAAAAAUGCUGAAGAAUCCUGCAAUCGAUGGGAAAAGAGUUGGUGAAGGAAGAAAUUCCACGGAAGUAGUGAAAAAUGUGAAUUAACGCGAAAGAAGUAAAAAAAAAUCUACCACAAAUUUCGGAAGAAAAAAAAAUGUAAUAAAAGUUUAACAGCUUUCGGCACCAGAAGCAACAGAGAAGUUCCUUUUUUACAUCAUACACAACAAAUUAUACUAAAAAUAUAUAUACAAACACUCGAUGAAACCAAAGUUCCUAUUUAAAAGUUUUGAAGAGUUAUUAGAAUUCUAUACAAGAUAAAUAUUUAAACCAAGAUAUAUAGCAGAGUAGAUAAAAAAAAGGAGGGUGAAAAAGAGUUUUUUUUUGUGAAAAGAAAAAUUUCUCAAAGUAAAUUUUUAAGCAAGUGAAAAAAGGUAUCAGGAAGCAAAGGAAAUCAACUUAGGGUUGGAGAGAGAGGAUUGAGGAGCUAAAAGAAAGAAGUUCUAGAGGAAAAAGCUCGUGAGGUGGAUUUUGUGUUAAAAGAGUGGACAGCCCUGUGUGUGUCAUUUACCACCACUUUUAACAACACAACUACAUACUAAUAGCCUGAUAUUAAAGCCUCGCAUUGGAAAAGGAAGAAGCACGGAGUACAUAGUGAAAGUUGUUGAAAGUUCUAAUUGACUAAUUUGCAUCAUCUGUUUUCUGUGUUGUCGUGCUACUCGAAGAGAGUGAAACAACGUAGCCACGUGGCUUGGCUCAACAGACUGCCACAACAUUGAAGCACCUCUGGCCCUAAUCCCUGGUCUCCCCGGUAAUUAAUGUCCACCGUGGCGAGGAGUGGCAAUAGCAUCGGCAGCUCAAGUUCUCUCGUGGAUGUCGAUAGUGCAGACAGCAAUGAUGCCUCCUCGAGAGAUGAUCUCGAGGAGGACUUCAAGCACCGCAAAAUCCGACAGAGUGUCAUCUCACCACCUGGUCCUGCCUCAGCCACAAAUUCUCAGUUUUCACCUGCGGGAGUCGUGACCUCUUUCAGUAGUGCUGUAGCCGGGAUCUCACUAACGCAUCCGGCUGAUUUAUCAGCCGCCCUGCACAGCUAUCACCAUCACCAUGGCAGUGGACCAGUGUCAGCAGCAGGAGCUCCUGGCGUCAGUUGUGGGACAUCCCUCGAUGCCAGCAAUAACAACAAGCCUCCUUUCCUCCUGCCCGCUCAACUGUACAAGAGUCUCUUCGCCAGUGCUGUUCUUCAGAAGGCCCCCAACACUUCAGAUGCCUUCAAUGGACAACCCUUCCCGCGUAAUCUUCUCUUCUCCUGCUCAGAAAAAUCCCCUAGCAGCGACAGGGACACAGAUGACAAGGCUUCUGAAGAAAAUGAUGAGAAAGCCGCUGCUGCUGCAUUUGUGUGGGGAGGUGAAUCAGGUGUACCAAGUGUGAAUUCUGUAUCAAAUAACAAUAACAACAAUCCAUCUGCUGUAAGUGGAGGAGCACCAGGAGCAGGAGGUGUUACACCAGCAGCCGGCAAUUCACCGGCCAGUUGUUCACCAGCUACAGGAAUAGGAUCAAUGCCGGUCGGAGGAGUUCAGGGUCAGAACCCUACCCAGGGCCUCGUGCACUGGAUGAGUGCCGUAAUGGCAGAGCACAUGACAUCCAAUUCACAUCAUGAUCCCACUGUUGGGAUGCACUACAUGUGGAAUGGUGGAGUCGAUCAAUGUGGCCAACACACCAAAGACAUCGAUUAUGGUGGUUGGCCAGCACCCAGGAAUCACAUGUCCAUGAAGCAGGGAUAUGAGGCUAAGAUGAAUGAUCAUCACAGCAAUAUGCAGAAACCUCAUGGACUUGACGAUGGACGUGGAGAUCAUCAUCUAGCACAAACAGGACAGAUGGCCUCAGCUCUGUACGGUGCUGCCACGGGAGCCCUUCGCUCAGGAUCCUCAAGUAGCAGUUCUCCUGGAGGUGGAGUACCCGGGUCCGUGGGUCAUGGUCAUCCUGCAACAUCGGCAGCUCUCCUUGUGGUGCCACAGCCCAUCAAUGCCACAAAGAUAGGGGGUGGCUUGCCCAAUGGAGCCCCACCCGGACGGAAGUACCAGUGCAAGAUGUGCCCACAGAUCUUCAGUUCCAAGGCAGACCUGCAAUUGCAUACGCAGAUCCACAUGCGUGAGGCGAAGCCGUACAAGUGUUCUCAAUGCUCCAAGGCUUUUGCCAAUUCCAGCUACUUGUCUCAGCACACCCGCAUCCACCUGGGCAUCAAGCCCUACCGCUGUGAGAUCUGCCAGCGCAAGUUCACGCAGCUUUCGCACCUGCAGCAGCACAUCCGGACGCACACGGGCGAUAAGCCGUACAAGUGUCGCCAUCCGGGAUGCCAGAAGGCCUUCUCUCAGCUCUCCAAUCUCCAGUCGCAUUCGCGCUGCCACCAGACGGACAAGCCCUACAAGUGCAACUCCUGCUAUAAGUGCUUUUCGGACGAACCAUCGUUGCUGGAGCACAUCCCCAAGCACAAGGAGUCUAAGCACCUCAAGACCCACAUCUGCCAGUACUGCGGAAAAUCCUACACCCAGGAGACCUAUCUUUCCAAGCACAUGCAGAAGCAUGCUGAGCGAACUGAUAAGAGGCCACCUAUUACAACGGGUAUGUCUACGCUGGGAAUCAAUCGCAAUAUUGGCCUCAAUACCCAACUACCAGCUGUAGCUGGCGAACAUCCGUACUGGCCGAAGGUGAGUCCGGACUCUGCUGCAAGUCUCACAGAAGUCAUGCAGCAACAGCAGCAACAACAGCAGCAGCAACAUAACACUUCCCACCAUGACUUCCAUGUAAACCAGCAUCAGAACAAUGGGCAUGCGGAUCUGCAGCAACAAGGCCAUCAUCGUUCUCUUCUGGAAAAUCAUUCGGCUCGCGAGGAUGUGGGUGAGGAUCUUGUGGUCAAUCGACAGCAGGCAGCCAGUCUUAGUGCGUCCGGCAAUCCGCUACCACCCUCAUCAACGCCCACCAACUACGAAGGUAGCGUAGCCAGCAUCACCAAGACAGCCCCCGUGAGCAAUUCAGCCUUCACACCUAUCAACUCCAUGACACCCCACCUCAAUUCACUGGGCCAUCACCAUCAACUGGCCCAGCGACCCUAUCUCUAUGACGCCAUCAGCUUCCAGAAUAAGAAUGUAAACCAGAAUGCCGGCGCUUCCUUCCCCAAUCAACUCAUCUCCUUGCAUCAGAUCCGAAAUUACGCCCACCAGCCCGGAGGACUCAUGGCCGGUGAACACUUGCUGGGUGUGAGUGUUGGUGCCGGCAAGGACAAGGGCUAAGCGAUUUCCCACCUCUAUAGGCUUCCUUCUACAGAAGAGGCGCGACACGUACCUGUCAAUUAGAAGGAGCAUCACUGAUCCGCAUUUAGUACGAUUUUUUCAUACACACGUUUGUUAUCUCACCUAUCAGUUGAUUCAACCUGUGAUUUUACUUGCACAAAGCUCUUCAUUGAAGAGCCUUGGAAGAAUACUUUAUUGCCUGCUAAAGGGAUUUAGGAAUUUCCCAAAGUUUUCCUCCUCCUUUAAAAAAAACCGACAGUUUUUAGGUUCCUGUUAAAAUUGACUCAAAGAAUAAAAAUAAGGAUGCAAAAUUUUUAAAUUUAAAAUUUCUUGUCUAAUUUUCUUUAUAAUUAAAAUAAAUUAAAAGAAAAAAAUAAUCGGACAUGAUGAUUUUUUAAUAACAAUUGCUUUAUCUCCGUUUUAUCAAAGUUCCUGGUAAAAUGGGUGAAGCAAUAUUAAAAUUUUACGCAAAUUAAAAAAAAAUAUUUGAGACUUAAAGCUUUCCAUUACACUCUUCAAAAAAACAUUGCACAUUUAAGUAAAUGCUGAAGGAAUUUUUUCCACACAAAAUAUCCAUGGGGGAUUAAACUUUUGCAAAUUUAAUUUCAUAUAAUAUUUUAGUCCACAAAGUCGCUAUUUUUUUGGGGCUAUCUCUUAGAAUUCUAAGUAGAAUUCUAAGAAUUGAUGAAAGGCAACCUGACUCAAAAAGAAGAACAGGAAAAUGUUUUCAAAAGCUAAUGGGCAACACACAAUUAUUUUGUUUUCUAAACUCACAAUUAUCACAACGUCUAGAAUAACUACAAUCUCGAUCAUAGCCUCGCUCACUCUAUUCCUAGUCUCACUAAAAUAAUAUUAUACUUAUAUAUUUAAAAAGAAAUAUUAUAAAUAAUUGUGUGAUGCUUAUUGCUUUUUUCAAUGUUUUUUAAAAGAAAAUAAUGAUUACACUGAGAAAAAGUCUUCUAAGAAAAAAGUUUUAAAACAACAAUGAAACAAUAAAUACGGGCUUCAGAACUAAGACUUAGCCAUACGGCUUAACUGCUCUAAUUUCUUAUCAAUCUCGAUUUUUUGGAAAAAUUUAACUUUAGGAUUGGAUUAUUAAAGAUAAAUGACCUAUUAGGUUCUCAGAAAGCAAUAAAAUGGCUCGCUUUUCAGGAUUGUGAGACCUUUGGGAACUGGGCUGAACAUCUAGCCUGAAGACCGCUUAAUGGUGCUAUUUCAAUUAAAAAGGGAAAUCUUUCUGCUGAACAGUUUUUUUUUAUUUAGGACAUGGCAAUUCUCAAUUACAUCUUGUACAUAAUUGACUUAUCUCUCUGUUGGUUCCUGUCACGGAUAUUUAGGGAUUUUUGAACAUGACGAGAAAUGGGGAAAAUAGUCGACAUAGGAACCAACAGAAUGAAAAGUCGAUAAUGCAGAAGAACUUGAGAACUGUCAUGUGCGAGAAAAAAUGUUCAGGAGGAAAAUUUUUGCCUUUUCAUUUUCCAUUGGAAUAGCACCGUAAUGCUUGAUAUUACACACAAAUGAGCAUUCUAAAUACUCAAUUUGUUGUUGAGAAUUGAAAUUUACGUUUCAAUCACAAUUUUCAUUUGACGGAAAAGGGCAACUGAUUUCACUUUGAAAGAGUAAGAGGUAAAAUGUCGAUUGAAUUUCAUUCUAUUGAAAAUGUGUGCGAGCGCCAUAAUGAUUAAAUUAUAUUCUAAAGUAGAUUUCUUUAGUAACCAAUUCUUAAAUCUACUGACCGAAAAUUUUCUUCUAAAAAAAAUAAACUAAAACAACAAUACGAAAGAAUUAUCGAGUACAAUUGAAUUUUUAGGAGCUUUCAUUAAAGGCUCCUUCAAAUUUGAGGUUUAGCCACAUAGUUUCAUUUCGAUCAUUUAAUAUAAAAAUUAUAAAAUUAUAAAAAUUAGAGGAAUUUUGACUUAGUCCUUAAAGCUCUUAAAAAUUAGUGAUAGAUUUUAAUUGCUGGUGAGAUUGAAGAUUUUUUAAAAAGAGAAGUAAAAUAGCCCUCAAUAUAAUAAACGUAAAGUUUUUUCAACUUUCAACGUAAUGUAAAAUCUAUUUAAUUCAACCUUUUAGGGCUUUUAGCUAUAUAAAAGUACAACUUUUACACUAUACUUCCUGAAAUUUUCAUUUAAAAAUUCAGCCUCUAGGACCUGAUUUUCGGGGACCUUUUUAAAAAAAAAACUUACUUUUUUUCGAUAAGGUUUCUUAGAGUAAAUUCGUGCGAAUUCAAAAGACACAUAAUUCCUGUCAAGAUGAGUUAAAAUGGUCCUUGAACGAAGGAUUUUUUAAAAGAAAAUGAAAUUGGGUUUCUUGGGAGUAUUUUAUUUAUCAAAAUACCAUUUAUGAUUUAUGACGUAUUUUACAUCAUGUUUCAUUUUUAAAAAAGGUGUGUUCAAGAAACCAUAAAAUCCUUAGUUCAAAGACUAUUUUAACUCAUCUCCUUAUAGAUUCUUUUAAAAUUAUAAAUGAACCCACUCUGAGUAAUGUUGUCCUUACAAAAAUUUAUUUUUAUCCAAGAAGAUUUUAUUUUACUAAAAUCAGAUCCCGGCGGCUGAAUUUUUAAAAUAUUUAGCGAAAAUUUCUGAAAAUAUUGUUUAAAUAUUAUACAUUUAUCUGCCAAAGACUUUAAAAGUUAUAUAAAUUUGUUACUAUUUUGGAAAAAAAGGAAAACAUGCUACACGUAACCCCUUAAGUCGUAAAUCUGUGUAACUCAGUUUGUCGAAUAAAAGACAUGCACUAAAAUUAAUACACAAAACACAUAAUUAAGAAUUAACUUUGUUACGGAAAAAUUUAUCAAAAGCUAAUAAUAUGAAACAAUAUUAAAGAAGAAAGAAUUGAAAAAGAAGUGGUUGAUCAUACGCUUAUCUUCACGCUUAUAAGGGCUCGAUUUAACCCUUAAAUGUGGAAACAACACUUAUCGAGUUUUAUAUUGAAGAAAAACCAACAUGAGGACUUUUUCCUUUUCCUAAUACAUUAAUGGGACUACCGGAAUUCGUUGGAAAAUUCUUCAGAUACAUCAUUUCCCGACGCAUUCUGGCAGCCGCAGCUCCUCGGCUUAGUUCAAACUUAACCAAUUUCGUAAAAUGAAAUUUAGAUAUCAAUCUUUUUACCUUGUCGCAAAAACGCUUUUAGGGUUAAGUAGUCUUCAGACUAAUAGAGGUUUAGCCCAGUUUCCGAAGUUCAAAUCUAAAAUAACAAACAAUUUUAUUGGCUUUUCAGAAUCUAAUGUAUCAAGUCAAAAUUUUUAACAACAAAAAAAAACUUGACUGAAAAGAAGUUAAAGGACGGUUUAAUCCUUGAAUCUACCGAAGUUUAUUGUAAAGAAAACCGACGUAAGGAUAAUGGAGUUACCGAAGCUCGUCGGGAGAUCCUUGAAAUAUCUAAAUUCCUGACGGAUUGCGGUAGCUCCAUCAAUAUAAUAUCGAGAUUUAGUUUAAACCUCAUAAAAAUCAAACAACAAAUACUGAAAUUUAAAAAGGAUUUUGUUUAUAUUUUGUAAAAUGAAUUUUAAAAGCGGUUAUUUUUAUUUUUCGGUCUUUUCUAGAACGCUCACUUAGCACUAAACCUACCAAGACCCGGUCAAAUUGACCGGUUUAAAAACUUUUUAAAAUUAACACAUAUUUAAGUACAAUUUCGCUAUUAAACUUUAUGAAUUUUUAAAUAUGCAUGUAAUCCAUGUAAUAUAUUUUUCAGUGUUUAAAUUUUAAGUUUUUCCUCUUUUCCAAGUAAAUUUGUUGCGAGCGUGCUAGGAAAAACGACGAAAACGGUCGGUAGAUUUAGUGUUAAUGUUGCAGAUAACACUCAAGCUUUCGCUAAAUCAAUAUUAGGGAAAUUGCCAGCAAUGACGAAAAAAACCCUUCAUAAAAUGAAAAUGAAAUGAAGUCAGUGUAUUCAGAGAUGACUUUUUUUAAGUCUCCUUUAUUUGUUUUUCUAUGUGCUACACAUUUAAACAUUUCUAUAAUUUCCCCUCAAAUAAAAAGUGAAACUUAAGAUAUUUGAGAGAUGACAUGCAGAGCCAAAAAUCCAGAGAUUUUACUCCAUUAACAACAAAAAAUAAGAACACUAAGAACACUAAUUGUACAGGUCACACGGUCACUUCCUUUUGAGUGUUCUAUACUGAGAGAACUCCGAAAAAGUUAAAAUAACAUUCCGGAAAUGUUAAUUUUACCCUGCAUUGAUCUGAAAUCGGUGUACACAGGGCUCUUCGUUAUCCGGCCCUUCGUUAUCCGGGUGACAGCUGCCAAACGCUGGCGGUUGAUGUAUUCAAAACGAUUUUUUACGAAACAUGCAGUUUGUCCAGAGUGAAUUAAUAUGUUAUUUUCAUUUUAUCAAAGUUUUUGAUACACAAUCGUGCUACAAAAUGAAACAUUAACACACCACGAAGAAAAUUGUGUUCUUUUUCGCCAGAAAAUAAAUUCACACAGCGCAAAAGAGAAAAAUCGUUGACCAAAAAACCAAAAUGUCAUUUUGUCCCCACGUCAGCCGGAUAACGAAGAGUCGAGUGUAAAUAUUAUGCCUUUUAGGUGUAUUAGGGGUUAAACUUACCCUUUUCAUGUUAUUUUUACCCUUAAAAAGAUGUAAAAUUAACAAUAAAAAAUGUUGAUAUAUUUUUACACCUAAAAAGUGUUAAGGUUAUGAGUAAAAAAAUGUUAAUCGCACACCCGUUUUUUCUCAGUGUACUCAUUGUUAUUUAAAUAUGAGUGUAUUUUUUUAUAAUUCUUUUUAAAACUUUCAAUAUAGAAUCCAUAUAACAUCAUUGUCCUAUAUCUGUGUUUUUUUUCUUUUCUGAGUUGGAAUAAGAUGUAUGUUUCCUGCUGAAACUCGUUCAAUUAAAAAUAAAAGAACUUUUAAACGAAUUUGGAGGAAAACUUUGAGGAUUUUGCUGAAACUCAGUCUGAAAUAGUGCUACAAUAACUAAGGAAAACCAUUUUAAAAAUGUGUUUGUUUACCGUCCACACUUUUAAAUGUUUAUAUUUUGAUCAAGGGAGGAGGAUGAAGAACUAAAAUGCAGUGAAUACUUUAGAAAAUAAAUGAAUUAAUUUCUAGCAAAUCUAAUUUUAAAAGCAUAAAGAUAAAAAAAAUGAAAUAAAAAGUGUAUUGAGUGGAACAAUGAACGAAGCAUGGGCUUCAGAAAGAUAUUCAUUGGAUGUACAAGUUGAGAAAAAAAAUGUUGAGGCGCAUAAGACGAUGGAAUAUUUGCAUAAAUGCACGAAAUGCAUAUAAAUGGACGAACUGUGAUAUAUUUUGAAUAUUUUCAAAAAAACAUAAAUUUUAAUUACAAAUGAGAAUGUUGUAAAAGAUUAACUAAAUAGUAUUAAAUAAUUAUAAAGGAAUUUAUGUAAAUAGACCUUGUAAUGAUAAUUCUUAUUUAGAAAUCCCAUUAGAAGUAAAAAAAAAACAUGAUUAAGUGGAGUAAUCUCCUAUGUCCUCAAAACCCUUCUCUCACCACAUGAAAAAAAGUAGAUAAUAAAAAUUCCAUGUAAAACUUAUGCGUAUCUAUUGAAUGAAAAAAAAAAAUAAUAUUUAAACAAUAUUUAUAGAGACUCGACGAUGAAAAUAAAAUGUUUAGAAGAAAGGAUAAAAUUAGAAAUGCAACGAAAUGUCAAUAAAUUCGACUUUUGCGAAAAAAAAAACAUUAUUUCUUCAAACAUUUUAAUUAUUAAAAGUACUAAAGGAAAAAAAAUUGUCUAUCUCUUUGUAAAAGUGUGAUUUCCAUAUCUUUGCAAAAUAAAUGGCGAGAAAAAAACAUUGAUGCAAAAAGCAAGAAAGUAAAUAAGUAAACAAUUUUAAUGAGAUGAAGAAAAUUAAUGUAAAAGUGAAUGUAAGUAAAAUAAUCAAAUGUUUUUUGCUGUGUAAAAACUUAAGAAAAAAAAAGGAAAUUUUAGAAUAAUUAUGAUUUUUUCUGUCUCUUCUGUCAUUCUGUAUGAUAUUACAAUAACGAUAUAAAUAAAAUUAUGAAUG
This is a messenger RNA of Phlebotomus papatasi, 9642 nucleotides long. RefSeq names its product zinc finger protein rotund-like. Gene Ontology annotation, molecular function: DNA-binding transcription factor activity, RNA polymerase II-specific; RNA polymerase II cis-regulatory region sequence-specific DNA binding. Gene Ontology annotation, cellular component: nucleus. NCBI's taxonomy places the organism in Eukaryota, Metazoa, Arthropoda, Insecta, Diptera, Psychodidae. Bases 1213 to 3681 code for a protein of 822 amino acids. The transcript has 6 exons. The record is from RefSeq and is a predicted model, not a curated record. Gene Ontology annotation, biological process: central nervous system development; regulation of transcription by RNA polymerase II.